This is a messenger RNA of Fusarium sp. VM40, 618 nucleotides long. The record is from the annotation of a GenBank genome assembly. NCBI's taxonomy places the organism in Eukaryota, Fungi, Ascomycota, Sordariomycetes, Hypocreales, Nectriaceae.
AUGGCCGCCAAAUUCUCCGCCAACGCCCUCAUCGAGCUGGCCAAGAACCGUCGCUCUAUCUACCAGCUCUCCAAGGACCUCCCCAUCUCCACCCAGCGCAUCACCGAGAUCGUCAACCAGACCACUCUUGAGACACCAUCAUCCUUCAACUCCCAGAGCAACCGUGUCGUUGUUCUCUACGGAGCCGAGCACGAUAAGCUGUGGGAUAUCGCUGCCGACUCUCUCCGCUCCAUUGUGCCCCCUGAGGCUUGGGAGGCCACAUCCAACAAGCUCGCCGGUUUUAAGGGUGCUGCUGGAACCGUCCUCUUCUACGUCGACAACACCACCGUCGAGAGCUUCCAGUCCAAGUUUGCCAUCUACGCCGAUCGCUUCCCUCCCUGGGCUGUGCAAUCCGCUGGUAUUCAGCAGUACCUCCUUUGGACUGCCCUCGAGGCUGAGGGUCUCGGUGCCAACCUCCAGCACUACAAUCCUCUGAUCGACGAGAAGGUUGCUGAGACGUGGAAGAUCCCCUCCACCUGGACCCUUAACGCUCAGCUUGUCUUUGGUGGCAAGGCUGGCGAGGCUGGCCCCAAGCAGUAUGCCCCUCUCGAGGAGCGUGUCAAGGUCUUUGGCGCUUAA